UGAUGAAACAAAUGGAAUAAGAAACAAGAACGACGAUAAUGAUCUCUUAUAGCAUCUCUAAUCCACAUUGAUAUUUAUUUCUAUUAUAACAUUUACAGUUAAAAUCACUCUAUCUCAUUUCUAUUUCUUCUUUUAAAAUAAAGAUUUUUUCUAUUUAUAGAGAAAGAAAUUGAAUUUCUCUAUAUUUUACUCUAUAUUUGGAGAUUGAUAUUUUACAGAAAUACAUUGAAGAAAAUCUCAUUUUAAGUUCCUCUAUUUUAUAGGAAAAGAUAACAAAAAUAUAUUGGAGAUAUUCUUAGAAUAUUGAUGAAACUGUGGGAUUAAUAUUGGCAAUUGGGAUUGAAUGAUAUUAUGGUAUUAUGUACUUUUCUAAGACCUUUUUAUAUGUAGAUAAACAAAGCAUUUAUUCUAUUGACUAUUGUAACAUUUUUUUAGGUGAAGCUUCUUAAAAAAGACUAGUGUAUCUUUAUAUAGGGACAGCUUUAUUACUUUCAUCUUUUUCUUACUUUAAAUUUAGUUUCAUUUUCAAUGAACUUAAGGAAUAGCUCCUACUUUUAGUUGUCUUUUUCAAUUCUAAAAAUAUUAACUGAUAUAUAUUAUCGGUCUCUUAAAUAGACAACUUUUAGUUUCUACUUACUUCAACUAGUUUUUCUUGCUUUUGGUCUAAGUUUUUUUUUUGUUUUGAGAAAAGCUUUUGGUCUAAGUUGUUUGUUUUUAGUUCACUUUAAGAGAACAUUAAACUAAAGUUGCAUUCGUAAAAACGGAUGUGUAAUAAACUUAUGCCUAGAUACUUGUUUAUCUGGUUUAUUAGUUGUUGAAACUAUAUAUUUUAGAGUAAAUUAGCUAAAUAUACUAACAAAGGUGGGAUAUCAUUGAAUGGGGGGAAAAUGGUAAUGUUGGGGGGAAGAAAAUUGGAGGGAUAUAGGGUAUGGAGUGCAAAUAGGGGAAAAGUGGUGUGUAGGGAGUACAAAUUCUCUAUAUUUUAAUGUGAAUUCGGAUAGUCGGUAAGGAGAAACGAUCUAAAAAACUAUAAGGACCAAAGACGUAUACGUAUUCAUAUACCAAGUUGAAGAUUCCGUCUAAAACUACAUCAAUAUUUCUAUUGUUCAUCUUUACUCUUUGGGAUUAUGAUCAUCUCCGUCUUGCUGCUGUCUACAUGAGCGAUUCAAACCACAGCCAGGCGGUAUGGUGGUGACCGAAACAAAUACGAAGGAAGAGUUGGAGGCAAUAAUCUUGUGAGCAGGAAAAAAUAUCAAUAAUUGUAUGAAAAAUGAAGAAAUAUAUCACGUAGGUUCUGACUCGUUUAGUUUUAGAGGGAUCGUGGGACUAUUUGAAAGGAGAAACUAUAAAAGCAUAAAGUAAAACAGUACUAUAAAAGAUUUUUCCACUGAUAAUCUUAAGUGGGAAGUUCUUCUACGUUUAGACGAUAUCAAAUCUGUUUAUAUUUUUCCUACUAAAAUAGAAACGGUUUAGAGAACUAAGAGUCUAUAAGAACAUUUCAUCAAUAGAUUUCCACUUUUCUCAUUAUUACUAGUUUAGCUUUUAUUUUGUAAAGUUUAUUAUUUAUUUAAUUUGUAACAAAGUAUCAUUAUUAUAAUUACAAGAUAUAACCUAAUAAUGAUGUUCUAAGAGUAAUUGUUUUUAUUCUAUUUUAUUUUUGAUUAGAUUUUUUUUUGUCACGAUUUUGUUUUUGAUUAGAUAGUUUUCAUUAAAUCGGUGAAAACUUUAAAAUACUUGUUUCUUACAACAACUAUCUUGGUUGGGUGAAAACAUACAUCUUCAAACCCAGAAAAAAACACAAACAAUCAAAGUUUAAAUUAUUAUUUUCAGAUUAAUUUUAAAAUUUUCGGGUGCUUUGUAAUAGAUUUAGGUGGAUUUUAAUUCAGUUGGGUUUGAAUUGAUUUAUACAUAAUUUAAUUAAUAUUAGCUUCACUAAAUUGGGCUUGGCCCACUAAAUUCAAUCUCAGUGGCUUGUUUAUUUGGCGUUCAACUCUAGCAAGGGAUAUGCCACAUCAAUAUGGUUGACAAUCAUUUAACGGCAAUGAAGUUUUACGCAAGAUUUACAGUUUCUUCGUGGUCGCAAGUUAAGUUUUCGAUAUCUUGAUGUGGUUUUCAGACAUAAGCUUUAACCUAGUGUACAAGUACCUUCUUCUUUUUUUGGUCAAAAGUGUACAAGUACAUAUAUUUAUUUUCCAACACAACAAUGAAUCUUUACAAACCAAUAAAUUAAAUAGCGUGUUAUGGCUAUUUAUUCGAGCUUAUAAUCCUUUCCGAUUUCUGAAUUAAGAUUUUAAGAUGUAGUAGUAUGACUUAUGAUCUUCUUUCUAUUGACUUGUUUUGGGUUAUGAAAUUAGCUAUAGCUAUCGUUUUCUCCCACGAGAUUAGUUUAACAGAUUUUGCGGCAACUUAAAUGUCCUUUUCAACUGUAAAAUGCUACUCUAUAUUAUACUCUCUAUACAUAUGUGUAUAACAGUAUAUGUAAAUUUAUAAUAAUAUUAUCAAUAGCCGUCAAAUUGUCUUUGUCAUCUAAAAGUAAUUCUUAGGGCAUCUCCAACCCUACUCCAUUUUUGACUCCAAACUCAAUUAUGGAGUAAAAUCUUCUCCAACCCCACUCCAUAUUCAACUCCAAAAUGGAGUAAUAGCUAGGGUUACUCCAUUUAUGGAGUAAUCUUACUCAUUACUCCAUUUUGGAGUUGAACUUUUUAUAUUUAUGAAAUGGUCCUUUUGAUUUUUAAUGUUUUUAUUUCAUACUUAAAAUAACAUAAUAACAUAAAAAAAUAAUACUCCACAAAAGAUUACUACUUUAUAGUUUACAGAAAAUAUGCAUAAACUCAUAAAAGUCAAAACUAAAAAUAAAAAAAUAUAAAAUAAAUAUAAUGUAAUAUAAAUAAGUAAUUUAAUAAUUAAUUCGGUAAAUUGUUUUUGAAACUACCAAAAGCAGUGAAGUAUUAUUCAAACAGAAUAGAUGAGUUUUUUAAUUUUGUGGGUCAAAAUUUUGAUUGAUAACAUUUGUACUUAUUGAACUUGAUAUAUGCACAAACAAAUAAUAGGACCCAAUACAUAAUUCAAAUUACAAAACAAAACUUUAUUUUUUCUUUAUGUUCUUUUAAUGCAUAAAAAUAUUUUUGAAUUAGAAAAAUUGCAUAUGAUAAAAUCUGCACGAAUUGAAAUUGGAAGAUAAUCUCUAGUUGUAUUUUUAAUGAUAAAUAUUUAAUUUAAAUAAAAUAUAUUAUUAUAGAAAUUUUGUAAACAUAAAAUAGUUGGGUUAAUUGUUAAUUUUUUAUAAGUUGAAGGUGCUAAUAACAAUUAUCAACUAAAUGAAAAAAAAAUCCUUUUGUUUGGAGUAAAAAAUAGAGUAAUACAUUGGAGUAAAAUCCAACUCUAUUUUAGAGUUACACCAUUUUGGAGUAAAAUUUGGAGUAAUACAUUGGAGAUGCUCUUAAUACCGUCGUGGGAAGCGUUGAUUGGUUUGCCUUCAAUAUAAAUUUCAUAUUUCAUUUGGGUCUGUCUCACCUACCAUUAAUUACUUUACUUUUAAUAUUUUAGUGAUAACGUUCUUUGCAUAUUUGCAACAUAUAUUAAUAUUGCUUCUCACUAAUUUAUGCUUCCGUUCUAUGUAUCGAGCCAGGAGAUGAAAAUAGUUUGUUGACACUUUGGCUUUUUCCUAUGCUUUUAAAACCCAUAUAUUUGGCAUGACCAUUACCACAGACUUUUAAAUUAUGAUUAAGGCAGUUCCUUUAAAUGUAGCCUGAAAUUGUAAUAGUGGUUAUAAUGGAUAAAGAAGUGAAAAGACUUGAUAUUACAAACAGAAUAACAACAGAAAGAAAAUGCAAUCAUUAAGUAAACAAUUCAAAAAAAAAAUUGACAAAAUUUGCAAUUCUAAAUGUUACAUUUAGGAAUUGCAAAAGUUCAUAUUUAUUUGUUAUUUAGCUAACGGUAUUUCACAUUAUGUUGAUUUAAAUUCUGAUUAUAUAUGAUUGUGUAAUCAUUUAAAACAUGCAACACUGAAGAGCCGAUUUAAAAAGAGACUACUGCUAUAAGUAUCAGAACCUGUAAAUCUAGUUUUUAAGUACUUGCAAAAUCUUUCAGUGUACAAUUGUCCGAACAGCAUCCCGUGGAUUUUCCAGUAGAAUCAAUCAUUGGUUGAUUAAUGACACGUGUGAGGUAAUCAAAACCGUCCACUCGCCCUCGCAAAGAAAGCCGGCUUUAGAAUAAAUUGAGGUCUUCAAAGCAUUUAUUUUCAGAAGUUUUAUUUCAUUUUUUGUUUUUUUUUUGGAUUUGUACAAGAGAAAUUUAGAACUAUAACCAUAAAAUAUUAAUUAUUACAUGACCAAUUCUAAAGACUCCAAUAUUUUCUAUAUAAUAUGAAAUACUUUUUUUAAAAAAACAGACAGUAUUCAUAUAUAAAAAAAUAUUUAUCUCUUCAGUUUUAAUUACUUUUGAUUUCUUAAAAUAAUAAUCAUAAUUUAUAACUAAAUUUGAAAAUAUUUCAAAAUUUUUAUAUUGAAAAAUGUAUUGUACUUCUUUUUUUACAACAAAUGUAUUGUACUUUAUAUAUUGAUGUGGUUAGUAGAAUAACACAUAAUUUUGGUAUAUUUUGAUGUAUAUAUAAUUAUAAAUCAUUAUAUCUAAAUGAAAAAUUCUCCCUGCAAACGACGCUUAGCUUCUUACUUUAUCAAUACUCAUAAUAUAUCAAGUAUAUGAACCCGUCAAAUAUAAUGGUAUAUACGUCACACAAUUAAAAAGUAACAUAACGUAACGUGUAUAUAGCUUCAUAUUUGUAUACAAUUUCUUUAUGAGAAAAAAAAAACAUCCGGAAAAGAAUUUAAUUUUUGUUGUUGAAUAUCAACAAACCCUUUUUUUUUAACAAGUACAUACCAAUUAACUAAAUUCUCUCUUAUUUUACAAAAAAAAAAACUAAAUUCUCUCUUGUAUUGCGUGCAAACUAGAAAAAUUCAAACUAGAAAUACAACAGUAAAAAUGGCAACUUGAAAGUAAAACCAUCACCAAUGUAUUUUGAUAUAUUUUCUUCUAGAAUAGAAAAUCUCUAUAAUAAAGAUGUGUUUUCUCUAAUAUGUUCUUAUAUAAUAGCAAUAUUCAUAAUAUAGAGCAAAAAAAACUAUUUUUUCUCUUAAAUAGGAAAAAAAUAAUAAUCUCUUUUCUAAGAGAAGAGAGAGCAACGUUGGAGUGAAAUUGAUUCUAAAUACAUUCUAAAGGUAAAAAUAUCAAUGAGUUGAAAAUACUCUAAAACUGCAAUAAAUGACUAUAGAUCUAGUAAACAUCUUAAAGAAAAUAACAACUUAAUUUUUCAAAAAAAAAGAACAACUUAAGAUUUUGGUAUAUGAUAAGAUGCUUUGGACGGCCUAGUCGUGCAGACUGGUUUUAGUUCUAUCUCUUGUCCAGGUGUUACGUGUAAUAAGACGGUUGGUUUGCCUAGUAGCUGGUCAACCUCACUUAGAUCAGCAGGGACGAUUUCUAAUUCUUUAAGUUACUGUUUAAUACUCCUAAUCUAAUCUGGUUUUAAUCAAUGAAUUUAUUGCUAAUCUGGAAGCUCCCACCAAACGGAUAUCCCUUAAAUGCCUUAAGUUACAUGUUUAUCCUCGCAGUGAUCGGUCUCUGCAUGAGGGAUGUGUGCCAAGUGGAAAUUGGCAUUAGAUUGUUACCUUUUUAGGUUAGAAAAUAUAUUUAGUUGCGCAAAAAAUGAAAAUGGUGAAGCAUUUUUCUUUAUGUUCGAUCUCAGAUAUAGACAUAUACCACCAAUUUCCUAGCUUUAAAAACAAAUUAAACCAAAUAGAUAUUGUAUAAGAACUUAUGAAUAUAGCUCAAAGAAAAGUAGUGCAUAGAGUUUUAUCAUCAACAAGCAUUAAUUUAAAAGAAAAGAAAAAACAUUUACUUAUAUUUUCUUACAGUCAGCAAGAACUUAUAAAAAAAAUGCCAUCAUAGUUACAUAUAGAUAAUGCCAUCGUUAUCCUACACACAUCUCCAUAUUUUCAGAACAAAUGGCACAUUCUUGAGUCUAUAUAUUUGUAUAUCAUAAACUAUUAUUAUUACGUUAUUCAAAAGGCUCAUUAAAUAUUAUUGAUCGUAUGUAUAUAAGGUUUCUCCAUGUUGUUAUCUUGUAUAAUCAAAACACAACUUAACCAACAGAAUAAUCAAAAUCUGAAGCUAAAAACAGAUACACCAUCAUAUUACUGAAAAUAUACGUAUAAAUACAUUUAUUAUUCAUAUAUACACAAAACACAUUUAAUCCGUAACGUUAUUAUGGCGUUUGAUGAAGAUAUGAAAAUGUCGUCUUUCCUUAGAGAAGAAGAAGAAGAAGAUCACCAUUCGCUAUCGAGGCUCUCCGUCUGUUAUAACCACGACGGCGAUGAAGCCGACGUAGAGCCGUCCGACUCCGACGAAAAACAUGUCGGAGGAGGAGAGAAAGCCAUGGAGCAGCAGCUAGAGUUUUCAGAUUCCGACAAAGGGUCAACCGGUUGUCAGUCACUUCCGGCGACGCCACCGAGACGGAGAAGGCGGCGAGGUUCGACGCUGAGCUCGCCGGUGUCCGGAGAUAAAGCUUACGCGAGCGAGAACGAAGCGCGAAAGAAGAAACAAGAGAGUAACAACGAUCCUAGGAGAAGGAGGAAGUUGCGACCGGAGUAUCCACCGUGGGUGGACAGUAUGCGGAGAAACUACGUGGAGGAACAGAGCGGAUACGGCGGAGGAGUGGUGGUGGUGACGAGGCCUAUAGGAGGAGGAAGGCCAUUGUGUAUGGAUUUGGGGGAAGUCAAAGCUUGUAAAGAUUUAGGAUUUGAGCUUGAACCGGGUCGGGUCUCGUAUUCCGGGUCAACGAUGGAUACUAGUAGCGGCGGCAACUCUCCCGUCUCCUCCAGCCACCGUAUCUCUAGUCCCGGGGAUGAUCCAAACAAAGUGAAAGCUAGGCUGAAGGCAUGGGCGCACGCUGUGGCUUUUGUGUCUACCACUCAUCAUCAACGUCCUCCUAAUUCUUUUUGAUCGUUAAUACAAUCUUAUAUCGAUUUUUUCACAUGAAAAAAGAAACAAAAAGUUGCAUGCAUUUUCGAGUUGCGUUUUGAAACUUUUUGUUUGCGUUUUUUGUUUUUUUCUGUCAUUUUACGGAUUGGUUUUUUUCUCUGUGUCGACGAUGGGAUUUGUCGAUUGAUAUGGCCAUAAGCCAAAAGUAUAGAAAAAGAUUGUGUAAUAUUACGAAUGAAACUACUAAACUUUGUUGAUUGAUUUUUCCAGCAUAUUGUAAUAUUUCAACAUUAGUGAAAAAUAUUACGAAUUUAUUCUAAAAUUAAACUCACUUGUGUACCAAAACAAGAAUCGUUUCUACUCCCAUAAUGGGAGAAGAAAAUAAUAUAAGCUAAUAUAGUUUGUGUAUGAGAGUUUUACGAAGAAACUGAACUUGAAGCCAUCACUUGUGGCUCAUCAUCGAACUGAUACUUCUCGUAAACUUGAAGCAAGAGAUCACGGCAACGAACGGUGGCUCCAAGCUUGAUACAAGC
Brassica rapa (field mustard) is the source of this 7508-nucleotide messenger RNA. RefSeq lists its product as uncharacterized. The record is from RefSeq and is a predicted model, not a curated record. Lineage: Eukaryota; Viridiplantae; Streptophyta; Magnoliopsida; Brassicales; Brassicaceae.